Molecule: messenger RNA, 1389 nt
Organism: Priceomyces carsonii
Lineage: Eukaryota; Fungi; Ascomycota; Pichiomycetes; Serinales; Debaryomycetaceae
Exons: 1
Coding region: 1-1389 (462 amino acids)
Biological process (GO): cardiolipin acyl-chain remodeling; lipid homeostasis; phosphatidic acid biosynthetic process
Cellular component (GO): mitochondrial inner membrane; mitochondrion
Molecular function (GO): lysophosphatidic acid acyltransferase activity; A2-type glycerophospholipase activity
Source: RefSeq, a predicted model, not a curated record
AUGACCAGUACUGCGAGGAAUGACAAAAGUAGCGACCUUGUUCAGUCGGUUGCAAGCAAACCAAUAGAUAAAUAUGAGCCACCUCUAUAUUCUUAUAAGGAAUCAUUCAGUGACUGGCUCAAACAUGCUUGGAAAUACUCAAAUCAAGAUGCUGAGUAUAAUUUGUUGUCAAGUUUACCUUUUUUUCCCGAAAGCGAUGGAAAACGAGUAGCUAAGAUUAUAGAUACAGAUAUCGGAGGGGGAAAUUUUAUACACGAAUUAUAUAUUGAAAAUAUCGAACAGCCAUCUUCGGCAAUAACUCACAGUGAUACAACCAGAGAUGUCGUCUUGAUUCAUGGAUAUGGUGCAGCGCUAGGGCUUUUUAUAGAAAAUUAUGAUCUCUUAUCAUCGGUUCCAGGAAUUAGGAUUCAUGCAAUUGAUCUCUUGGGUUUUGGUUUAUCUUCUCGACCAUCCUUCCCAAAAUUACCAUGUUCGACUAAAGAUGAGGUACUUAAGGUAGAAGACUGGUUUAUUGAUCCUAUAGAAGAGUGGAGAAAAAAAAGAAACUUAAGCAGGUUUAAUUUAAUCGGGCAUUCUUUUGGGGGUUAUUUGAGUUGUGCUUAUGCUUUGAAAUAUAAUAAAAAGAUAAAAGAUGACUGUACAGGAGAGAUACGUAAUUUAGUCAACAAAUUGGUUUUAAUCAGUCCUGCUGGGGUGCCUAGAAACAAAUAUUCCUUGCUCAAGGAUGUUUCGAACCAGGCGGCGAUCCCUGAAGCAAAAAGAGAAGCAGAAAAUAAGCAGAUUGCAACUAACAACUACAGUCGUGAGUUUGAAGAUAAUCAAGAAGACAUCGUCCAUAAUAGGCCAACAGAUCAAUCAUCUGAUCCUGAGUUUUUGAAAAACCCUUCUUUUCGAGUGAAGGUUAUUUUAUAUCUAUGGAACAGGCACUUUUCGCCUCUUAGCUUGAUGAGAAAUUCGGGGCCUUUAAAGUCUAGAAUUCUAUCCCGUUGGACGACAAAUAAGUUAGCUCACGUUUAUGCAAAAGAUCCUGAACAGUUUCGACGUAUGCAUAGCUAUUUGUAUAGGAUUUUGAAUGCCAAGGGAUCAGGUGAAUAUGCCAUCACUAGAGUUUUAGAAGUGGGUGCAUCUCCAAGGCUUCCCUUGUUGGAUCGUUGCCCUGCUAGGUUUGUAGCUAUGGGGUUGCCUUCGCUUUGGUUAUAUGGGGAUAAAGAUUGGAUGGACAAGAAGGCAGGAUUUGAAAUGGAGGAAGAGAUUAACAAAUUAUCUCAGAAGACUUAUUCAAAAGAUUUGGCGGAAUGUAGCAUUAUUUCAAGAUCAGGCCAUCAUUUGUAUUUAGACAACCCAAAUAGUCUUAUUAAGGAGGUUUAUAAGUUUCUUGGGUACACCUAA